CUCUAUCAUUCCUCUCUCCCUCUCACACCUCUCCCUCUUAACCCCUUUACUGCAGCCUGCAAUAUUAACUAAUAUAUCUGUUAUUAGCCUGCCACCAAAAGGCUUUUCCCUCUUCAGCCAAUAAUCUGUGCUAAUGUAUAUUCUGAUGUCCUGUGUCUUAAGCUGACGAUAUAUUGUCCUCAUAUACUCGGUGCUCCGUCCUGAUUGGCCCACUUGUUGUUGAUGCGGGGCAUCAAGUCUCCUGCAAUGCUGCCUCUUAUCAUUUACAGCCUUCCCUAACACAAUGCCCCAAACUGAUUACCUUCCAGCCACACAAUAAGAUUUAGUGCAAUGAAACCCCUGAUGUAAAAUAGGUGGGAAGGGACAUUUUAACUGCCGUGACAGUAAUUUAGAGAGUGUUUAUAACAGCCCUGCCCAGGAAAAGAAGGAGGAGGAACCUUUAUUUUUUAUUUUAACUCUCGUCUUGUCUCCAUGUGUAUUUAUAACAGUUUCACUGAAAGACAUAUGGAGAUUUUGAUUAAGCCCAGGAAAACCCUUAAAAAACCCUAAACCCUGAAAUUAAGCCCACAAUUUAAAUAAAAAUGUCAAAUGGACAAAUAAAUUAACAUAUUAACUGGACAGAAAAAUAUAUGAGAUGUCAUUGUGUAGCAGCGGUUAAUUUGUUCACUAUCUGUGGAAGACUUCAAGGAAGUUAUCAGCGUUUCAUUUCGCUUUGUGUCUUUAUGGACUAUAUCUGCUGUGGUGGUGGUGAUGUUACUUUGCUAUUGAUUAGAUUAGGAAUCCUGGAAAGGACACGCGUGCGCACACAAACACACUCGCACACGCACGAACAAACCUCAAAUGUCCGUGUCUCUAAGGGCCAACACAGUCACACAAGGAUCAAAACUUCCACCGAAAGCUGAUGAAAUCUAUCUCAUGGUUAAAAAAAAAAGAAAAGAAAAAAGAAGUAAAAACCAGAGGGGUGGGAGAAUGGAAAUAUCUCAUCCUCCCCUAUCUACUCAUCCCUGUGAUAAGUGUGAGGGAGAAGGACAGAUAAGUAAAAUGCAAUAAGGUGAGAAGUCUUAGCCCUGGCUCCUCCCCCUCUCCUUGUUCUUGGCCCAAUCAGGUAGGAUUAUGGAUCUUUUAUGCCAGGGAUCUCCCCUUGUCAUGUCUGAAAGAAUCAGAUGAAACAGAGAAGAGAAGAGAAGAGAAGAGAAGAGAAGAGAAGAGAAGAGAAGAGAAGAGAAGAGAAGAGAAGAGAAGAGAAGAGAAGAGAAGAGAAGAGAAGAAGAGGAAUGAAGUAUCCUGCUCAUCAGAGUAAAUCCCUGUUAGAUAUGGAAGUAGCCAACUACUGUGAAGGCUUGGAUCCCUCAUACAGCACGCUGGGCUUUGAGAAUGCAGAGGUUCUCUAUGGAGGAGGAGACAGCAUGCCGACAGAGCCGAGCCUACCUGGUUCAGACGGGGUGAGCAGCAACUGUGCGAUCUGCGGAGACAAAGCGACAGGGAAACACUACGGGGCCUCCAGCUGCGAUGGCUGCAAAGGCUUCUUCAGGCGCUCCAUACGCAAGAACCACGUCUACACCUGCAGGUUCAGCAGACAAUGCAUCGUGGAUAAAGAUAAGAGGAACCAGUGUCGUUUCUGCAGACUCAACAAAUGCUUCAGAGCUGGCAUGAAAAAGGAAGCUGUGCAGAACGAGAGAGAUCGGAUCAGCUCCCGAAGAAGCAUCCCCGACUCCCAAGACCUGCCGCCCAUUACCAUCCUGGCCCAAGCAGAAUCACUGUCCCAACAGAUCACUACCCCGGUUGGAAUAUCGGAUAUAUCGGAGCAGAAGUCGGCCACUGUCGGGGACGUGUGCGAUUCCAUGAGACAGCAGCUACUCGUGUUGGUGGAAUGGGCUAAAUAUAUCCCUGCAUUUGGAGAACUGCCUCUGGACGACCAGGUGAGCUUACUCAGGGCUCAUGCAGGCGAACACCUCUUGCUCGGGGUUGCUAAACGGUCAAUGCCGUUCAAGGACUUCCUGCUUUUAGGUAAUGGCUGCACGAUCCACAGGAACAGCCCCGAGCCAGAGAUAAGUAGGGUGGCCAACAGAGUGCUGGAUGAGCUGGUCCGGCCCUUCCAGGACAUCCAGAUAGAUGACAAUGAGUACGCAGCUCUCAAGGCUAUCGUCUUCUUUGACCCAGAUGCCAAGUCUUUGCGGGACCCUUCGAAAAUUAAGGCCAUGCGUCUGCAGGUUCAGAUGAGUCUAGAAGACUACAUUAACGACCGCCAGUACGACUCCAGGGGUCGUUUUGGAGAGCUGUUACUCCUGCUGCCCACCCUGCAGAGCAUCACCUGGCAGAUGAUCGAACAGCUCCAGUUCAUUAAGCUGUGCGGCCUGGCCAAGAUAGACAACUUGCUGCACGAGAUGCUGCUGGGAGGGCUAACAGCUGAGCCCUCACACCUGCACCACUCGGCCCACACCCAGCUAGCCCAGGACCCCGUGACCGGGCACACACUGGUCAUCAGCACCAUGCCUGUCAAUCACACUCCACAAAUAGCCUCGCCAGACACUCCAAUCCCAUCGCCGCCACAGGCUCCUGCCCAAGAGAUGUACAAACACUUUCCCCAGCCUCACUGUCCUCCAGCCAGUCCCUCACCUUCCACACAGACAGAUCCCUGACUCCGUCCUGCGCUGUGUCAAAGAAUCGGACACGGGCUCAGUUUUCAUCCCAGUCAUGGUAUAAUACUUGAGAAAGCUCUGUUUAGUGUUUUUGGUUACCCUGCUUCAUCCCUCUUGCAACGUCUGAUGUUGCUGCAACAAUAACCACGGCUUAAUAAGAGAAGUUUGUGUGACAUUUCCUACAGGUGCCAAGCUUUUCCUCCCCCCCCCCCCCCUGUUUGCCCCUGUUUAGUUAUUUCUUGGCAAUUCACAGUAGCAGCGGCUCCGGGCACGAUGCUUAUCGGUUCGUGCGGUGGGCCAUAUUACCUGUAGUCAGCGCUAGGCUGCGGGAAUGAUUGGGUGUUUCAGCUCCAGAUAUGAAAGAGGCGUUGUCUGUCAUUUGAAAGGAUGCCACAGCAGCAGCGUUAUUAAUUAUUUAAAUCUUCCAACCUGGCAGCAGGAUCGGUCAUCUAAAGGCCAUAUUUUGUGUUUUUCCUAAGCACCAUAUAGAAGAUUAAUUCUCACAGGUUCACAUCUGGAUUGAUGUGACUGUAGCCAGGAUGAGUUCUGAGCUCCUUCAAAUUUGUGUAUUUUUACUAGAAAUUAAAUCCAAAGUCUGACUCUAUUGUACAUCAAUUAUAUUGUAUUACUUGAGUUAGUUUCUGUUUUGCCAGAGGGAACCCAUCAGCUAUCGACUGAUCACUUAUAUUGCCUAUGGGGGGCAACAACCAAUGGGCUACUGGUGCUGCCAGAGGAUUAAAAGAUAACAGAUAUCCUGGCUAAGUCCAUGUUUUCCGUCAUUGUUUACAGUCCAACUAGAAAGCUGAGACAGGACAACAGAGUCCAGAGACUCUGAACACUAAAACCAGACAGAUAACAGUUUAAAAACACUACUUUGUUGGAGAUAUUUGCUUGACAAAUGCAACCUUUGCUCUCUAUACGGACCUACAUGCCACCAAAGACCACUCAAACCUGACUGGUCAGUACUGCUCACACUACACGUUAAAUUGAGAAAGCUCCCACAACCGAUACUCAUACUGUGGCCGUGUGUAUUUUAUUUAAAUUCCUAUUUCGGAAAGUGAUUUGUUUAUAUUUAAGACCACUUCAAUAUGCAAAAGAGGAGAAGACCCACUGAAUUUAAAUAACAACUAUGACUGGCUGCACUGAGCACUGCUUCAAGGAAAUACACCAGUCCUUCCUGUUUAUUAAAAAAAUCUUUGUGGUCAAUUAGCGUCUAGUUUUUCAUGUUGAUAAGACAUACCAUUGGGUAAUUGACAUGUCUUAAACCUGCGUUUUGUUCUUUUUUUUAAGUUCUUUCUUAACUGGGCAUUGAUAUACAGACACGUUCUGAGAUGAUUCCGUCUGUACAGAUUGAAAAUAUGUAAAUGCAAGAAAUAUUACCCAAUCAUAAUUUUCAGAGGAAAUGGCAGCUGAAAAACUGAUGGUUUACUGUCAAGAAAAUACAACUGAUCAGUGCAACUGGUUGUCAAAAACAAAAUGAAUAAUAGGCAGCAGUAUAUUGACUAUAUCAUGCCUGCAAACUGCUCCAAGAACAAACCGAUUUUGCUUUCUUGUGACUUUCAGGAUUUCAAUCUGUCAUUUAGAACUCAUUGGAAAUUGCACGCAGGACAUUUGAGAAUAGCAAUUAUAUGUAUAAAAAUUAUUCUGUGUUUUGUAUUUGAUAUGGAGCCACGAAUAUAUAAUGGGAAAAAAAACAUGCAGAAUCACACCACUAUAGUCUUAAUAUUCAUGUUCAGUCACCAUAAACAUAAUACAAAGUAUACCAGUUUGUGACUAACAUCAGCAUCACAACAAUAUAUAAAUAGCUGAUGAUGACUUCAGGGUAUAUGCAAAAAGAAAUGUGGGUAAAUUGUAAUAUUUAACUUUCUGUAUAUAGUCAAAUAUCAUUGGUCUGCAUUAAUCAGUUGUAUGUUCCAGUUGUUUUGUAAUGAUAAUUUGUACACUUCUUAAUUUAUAUACUGAAAUUAAAAGUUCUGGUUUAAGUGGA
Molecule: messenger RNA, 4626 nt
Organism: Mugil cephalus (flathead mullet)
Lineage: Eukaryota; Metazoa; Chordata; Actinopteri; Mugiliformes; Mugilidae
Gene: hnf4g
Product: hepatocyte nuclear factor 4, gamma
Exons: 11
Coding region: 1164-2639 (491 amino acids)
Biological process (GO): cell differentiation; anatomical structure development; regulation of transcription by RNA polymerase II
Cellular component (GO): nucleus
Molecular function (GO): nuclear receptor activity; RNA polymerase II cis-regulatory region sequence-specific DNA binding; zinc ion binding
Source: RefSeq, a predicted model, not a curated record